Messenger RNA from Dufourea novaeangliae, 1219 nucleotides. RefSeq names its product protein FAM50 homolog. NCBI's taxonomy places the organism in Eukaryota, Metazoa, Arthropoda, Insecta, Hymenoptera, Halictidae. The record is from RefSeq and is a predicted model, not a curated record. Gene Ontology annotation, cellular component: nucleus. Gene Ontology annotation, biological process: chromatin organization. The coding region runs from base 176 to 1219 and encodes 347 amino acids. The transcript has 5 exons.
GUGGCAGAUAACUACAGAUACAAAAGUUUAUAUCAGUGUAUAUAUUGUAUAUCGCUAAACUCUUCGAGAAAACUGGAGAAAACUCUACUCGACGCAGUUUCCAUCCACUACGUGGUUCAGUGUAGCACACACAAACAAUCAGUAUCUGUUUGAAAUUUUAAACGUACACAGAAAUAUGGCACACUACAAAGGAGCAGCCAGCGAAGCUGGCAGAGCAAUGCAGUUAAUGAAAAAGAGGGAAAUAGCUCAGCAAGAAAUAGAAUUGAGAAAAAAGAAAAUAGAAGAUGACUUAAAGAUUCACAACAUAGAGAAUAAAUUUGCAACGCAUUACAAUGCUGUUGAGCAACAGUUAAAAACAUCUACUAUUGGUUUGGUGACUUUAAAUGAAAUGAAAGCGAAACAAGAGAAUAUAGUAAAGGAACGGGAAAGAAAACUUGCCCAAAAAGAACGUGAGAAAGAACAAGAGAAGGAAAGGGCUCUUGCUGCAAAGCAAGCUGAAAAGAAUAAACAGAAAAAACAAAUACAAGCAUUAUCGUUUAAUUUAGACGAAGAUGAAACUGAAGUUUCUGAUAAAGAAUCAGAGCCAAAGAUAGAGAAAACAAAAGAUAAUACUGAUGGUAAUCCAGUAAUAAAAAAGAUAAAGAAAAAUCCAGAUGUAGAUACAAGUUUUCUACCUGAUAGGGAAAGGGAAGAAGAAGAAAACAGAUUAAGAGAAGAAUUAAGACAAGAAUGGGCUAUGAAACAGAAUGCAUUAAAGGAAGAAGAAAUUGAAAUUACUUUCAGUUACUGGGAUGGUUCUGGACACAGACGAAGUGUUAUUAUGAAGAAAGGUAAUUCUAUCUAUCAACUACUUCAAAGAUGUCUAGAAGUUUUAAGACGUGAAUUCAGUGAACUUAAGACAGUCAUGGCUGAUCAGCUAAUGUAUGUAAAGGAAGAUCUUAUUUUACCACAUCAUUAUACAUUUUAUGAUUUCAUUGUGACAAAGGCGAGAGGUAAGAGUGGGCCACUUUUUACAUUUGAUGUCCAUGAUGAUAUACGUGUUAUGCACGAUGCUUCUGUUGAAACAGAAGAGUCUCAUGCUGGAAAAGUGUUGCUUAGGUCUUGGUAUGAAAGAAACAAGCACAUAUUUCCUGCUAGUAGGUGGGAACCUUUUGAUCCAACUAAAAGUUACGAUAAGUACACAGUAUCUGAUAAAAAUAGGAAAAAGGAUAAAAUUUAA